Quercus lobata is the source of this 1977-nucleotide messenger RNA. Its product is annotated as amino acid permease 4. The record is from RefSeq and is a predicted model, not a curated record. The transcript has 7 exons. The coding region runs from base 216 to 1682 and encodes 488 amino acids. Lineage: Eukaryota; Viridiplantae; Streptophyta; Magnoliopsida; Fagales; Fagaceae.
CCCAACCCCUCAUUCAUUUCCCUCCAUUCCCAACGCUUUCUGCUAUUUCCUGCAUUUCCUCUUCCCAACGCUCCUCUCUCUCUCUCUCUGGGUUAAGCUUUUAGGUGGUGCAUACAAAGACUCUCCUUCCUCUUUCUCUCUUGUUUGGGGCUUUAGCUAGUGCAUACAAAGAAAAUCCUCACUCACUCUAUAUAUGUCUUUGGGUUAGGUUUUGAAUGCAAAUGGGUGAGAACGCUGCCACAAAGAACAACCAGCACCACCAAGUGUUUGACGUCUCCAUAGAUGUGCUUGCUCAGAAUGGCUCCAAAUGCUUCGAUGAUGAUGGCCGUCUCAAACGAUCUGGUACUUUAUGGACUGCUAGUGCUCACAUAAUAACUGCUGUGAUUGGAUCCGGGGUGCUGUCCCUAGCCUGGGCCAUUGCUCAGCUUGGUUGGAUUGCUGGACCUACUGUCAUGUUCUUGUUCUCCUUUGUCGGUUUCUACUGUUCAUCACUGCUGGCUGACUGUUACCGUACCGGUGACCCUGUCUCCGGCAAUAGAAACUAUACUUACAUGGACGCAGUCCGAUCCAUUCUUGGUGGAGCUAAGUUCAAGGCAUGUGGGUUUAUUCAGUACUUGAAUCUUUUUGGAAUAGCUGUUGGAUACACCAUAGCAGCAUCUAUAAGCAUGACGGCUAUCAAGAGGUCUAAUUGUUUUCAUGCGAGUGGCGACAAGAACCCAUGUCACAUGUCUACUACUCCAUAUAUGCUCUUGUUUGGUAUAACCGAAAUUGUGUUUUCUCAAAUCCCAGACUUCGAUCAAAUAUGGUGGCUUUCAAUAGUCGCUGCUGUCAUGUCUUUCACCUAUUCUUCAAUUGGUCUUGCACUUGGAAUUGCCAAAGUUGCAGCUAGAGGAACUUUAAGGGGUAGUCUCACAGGAAUAAGCAUGGGAGCAGAUGUAACUCAAACCCAAAAAAUGUGGAGGAGUUUCCAGGCUCUAGGAAACAUAGCAUUUGCUUACUCAUUUUCAGUCAUCCUUAUUGAAAUUCAGGACACAGUCAAAUCCCCACCAUCAGAAUCAAAGACAAUGAAGAAAGCCACUUUUAUUAGCGUUUCUGUAACAACUAUAUUUUACAUGCUUUGUGGGUGUAUGGGUUAUGCAGCUUUUGGUGACUUAGCACCUGGCAAUCUCCUCACUGGUUUUGGUUUCUACCACCCAUAUUGGCUUCUUGAUAUAGCUAAUGCUGCCAUAGUAAUUCAUCUGGUUGGAGCAUACCAAGUAUUUUGCCAACCUAUCUUUGCCUUCGUUGAGAAAAAGGCAGCAAAAAAAUGGCCUGAAAGUGGUUUUAUCACCAAGGAAUUCCCAAUCCCAAUCCCGGGUUUGGGCUCAUUUAAUCUAAACCUCUUCCGGUUGGUUUGGAGAACCAUGUUCGUGAUGUUAACCACCAUUAUAUCAAUGUUGCUUCCCUUCUUCAAUGAUGUUGUGGGACUUCUUGGUGCACUUGGUUUUUGGCCCUUAACUGUGUAUUUUCCGGUUGAGAUGUACAUUAAACAGAGGAGAAUACCAAAGUGGAGCACUAGAUGGAUGUGCCUCCAAAUGCUCAGCAUUUCUUGCCUCAUAAUAUCAAUUGCUGCUGCUGCUGGUUCAGUUGCCGGUGUUGCUCUCGACCUUAAGUCCUACAAGCCAUUCAAGGCCACCGCUUGAACACUAUCUGGCUGUCUUUUCUUUUUGAUCAAUUAACUGUUGAACAAAAGUAAGAAGAUCAUAUUUCAGUUUCAUGUAAAUGAAACAACCUUAAGGGGUUGGUGUUGGUGUGGUUAUUAAUUUGUAGUUUUAUGUCUGGAUUCUGAAAGGUUCUUGUUAAGUUCAAGAAUCAAGAAGAUGAAUUACUUUCUGUGUAAUUAAGCAUGUCAAUUCCAAAGUAUGAAUCUUCUUAUGAAAUAUCUCAGUUCUUAGCCAUAGAAAUGCAAAUUGGCUAUUUGAAUAGUUGAAUUUUAUA